AUGCUUACAAGGCUCACCACCGUGGCCUGCCUGGGCGGGCUUUGGGUCUUCCUCUACACCAUUUACCAUCUCGCUACACUCUUUCUUCACAGGAGACGCUCCAAGAGGCUUUCCUGCGAGCCAUGUCCAGCCGUCGCUAGUGGCCCUCUGGGUAUCGGGCUGUUCCUUGAUUUGAAAAAUGCCCACAGCCAAGGGCAAAUAGCGAACAGGGUUCGAAACAUGCACCUACAGAACGGAAAUACCAUUCGACUUGAUCCCCCGGGUGGCACGAUAAUACUCACCUGCGAGCCUGAGAACAUCCAGGCCAUCCUUGCCUCUCAGUUCUCCAGCUUCGGCCUAUCGUACUUCCGUCAUAAACAGUACCAUCCCUUGUUUGGAGAUGGCAUCUUCACAUCUGACGGGAAGCGCUGGGAAAGCUCGCGGAAGCUACUGCGGCCACAGUUUACACACAGCGAGAUACCAGAAAUUGAGUGGUUUGACGGCCAUGUAAAGCGCUUCAUUGGGGCUCUUCCCCCAGACGGCCAGGCUUUCGAUUCCCAGAAACUGUUCUUCCGUCUGGCUCUGGAUUCCGCGACCGACUUUCUCUUUGGCGAGUCGGUUUACUCUCUUUCUUCUGCGGCAUCCAACCAGACUGGAGUUGCCGAGUCCUCUUACAAAGGCCGACAAGGCUUUGCCGAAGCGUUUGACUACGCACAAUACGUACUCUUCCAGCGCACAAUCGCCCUCCACCUUUACUGGCUGAUCAAUCCGUCCAAGUUCCGGCGCUCGAACGAAACUGUUCAUCGGUUCGUUGAUUAUUAUGUUGAAAAGGCGCUUCGUCAAACGGACCAGGAGAAAGGAGACACCCAGCAGCGAUAUUGUUUCCUCCAGGCAUUAGCCCUUCAAUCUAAGGAUGCUAAGGUACUCAGGGAUCAGAUGGUCAAUGUUCUUCUAGCCAGUCGAGAUGACACCGCCAGUCUUCUUAGCUCCAUCUUCUAUUUCCUCGCGCGAAACCAGGAGGUCUGGGAUAAACUCAAAGCCGAAGUACGGGAGGCGUCAAAUGCAAGCCCAGUCACGUUAAAGAAAAUUCAGGGCUUACCAUACUUACGCGCUAUCGUCAGCGAAGCCCUGAGACUAUUCCCCCCAGUGCCAAUCAACGCUCGAGUAGCCAAUCACAACACUACUAUCCCCGUGGGAGGUGGACCGGAUGGUCGAUCGCCCGUAUAUAUCAAGGAAGGCCAGACUGUAGGGUACUCAGUGUGGUCGGUCCAUCGUCGAACAGAUAUCUGGGGGCCAGAAGCCGAGGUCUUCCGUCCAGAACGGUGGGAAGAGAGCAAGCAGAACGCCUGGGAGUUCCUGCCUUUCAACGGGGGCCCUCGUGCUUGUCUUGGACAGCAAUUUGCCAUAAUCCAGGCCAGCCAUCUAGCGUUUCGAAUUGCGCAGGAGUUUGAGACCCUGGAUAAUGCGGAUCCCGGUCCAGAUCUGGGCACACAUCCACCCAUGCGACAGACGCUGACAAUGUGUCAUCAGAAUGGUGUUCAUGUUCGACUUCACAGGAAGAGGGAUUGUAAGUUGGUUUGA
Messenger RNA from Penicillium soppii, 1560 nucleotides. RefSeq names its product cytochrome P450. Gene Ontology annotation, molecular function: heme binding; iron ion binding; oxidoreductase activity, acting on paired donors, with incorporation or reduction of molecular oxygen, reduced flavin or flavoprotein as one donor, and incorporation of one atom of oxygen. NCBI's taxonomy places the organism in Eukaryota, Fungi, Ascomycota, Eurotiomycetes, Eurotiales, Aspergillaceae. The record is from RefSeq and is a predicted model, not a curated record. The transcript is spliced from 4 exons. Bases 1 to 1560 code for a protein of 519 amino acids.